Molecule: messenger RNA, 2598 nt
Organism: Musca domestica (house fly)
Lineage: Eukaryota; Metazoa; Arthropoda; Insecta; Diptera; Muscidae
Gene: Tdc1
Product: aromatic-L-amino-acid decarboxylase
Exons: 5
Coding region: 250-1986 (578 amino acids)
Biological process (GO): amino acid metabolic process
Molecular function (GO): carboxy-lyase activity; pyridoxal phosphate binding
Source: RefSeq, a predicted model, not a curated record
AAGAAAAAUAGAGGAAAUCAUAAACGGUUAAAUUAUAAGUAUUAUUUUAAAAAUAAUAUCAAGUGAACUAAAUUAAAGAAAAGUGAAAAAAAAACUAAUAAAUAAUUAAAGAGAAAUUACCAAUAAAAAUCUAUUAAAAAUAAAUUCAAUUGUUAAACAAUUGUCUGCGUAUAAUUUUAUAUAUAAAUAAAAAUUAAUUUAAAUUUGAAAAAAAAACGUGCUAAAUAUUAAAAAACAAACAAACACAAAAUGAAUGUGGAGGAUUUUAGAAAACAUGGCAAAGACAUGAUCGAUUACAUUUGCAGCUAUGCGGCAAAUAUUGAACAGCGCGAUGUGGCGCCAACAUUGGAUCCUGGUUAUUUGAAACAGUUGUUGCCAGAUGAAGCCCCCUUAAAGCCGGAAAAAUUCGAAACUGUCCUCGAUGAUUUCGAAACAAAAGUCAUGCCCGGCGUUGUCCACUGGAAUCAUCCGAAAUUUUUUGCAUAUUUCCCCUCGGGAAAUUCCUUUCCAUCCAUAUUGGGUGACAUGCUGAGCAGUGCAAUUGGUUCGAUUGGAUUUUCAUGGGCAUCAUGUCCAGCAUCAACAGAAUUGGAAACCAUUGUCCUGGAUUGGUAUGCCAAGGCGUUGGGCUUACCCAAAGCAUUUAUUACAGAUGUACCUGGCAGUCGUGGUGGUGGCGCAUUGCAGGGUUCCGCCUCCGAAUGUACACUGGUGUGUAUGAUCACAGCCCGGUCCAGAGCCAUUAAUAAGCUACGUGGCAUAACAUCAGAAAUACAUGAAAGCGUUUUCCUACCCCAGCUGAUAGCUUACGCGAGCAAAGAGGCACAUUCAUCUGUGGAAAAGGCGGCCAAAAUGGCUUUGGUAAAGUUGCGCAUUAUUGAGGCUGAUGAGAGGGGACGCAUGCGUGUAGAUCUACUGCGACAGGCCAUACAGAAUGAUGCAAAUGCGGGACUGACACCAUUCUUUGUGGUGGCCACCGUGGGCACCACUGGUGCCUGUGCCUUUGACAAUCUCGUGGAAAUCGGUAAAGUGUGUAAGGAAGUGCCCAGCAUAUGGUUCCAUGUGGAUGGUGCCUAUGCGGGUAACUCUUUCAUGUUACCCGAAAUGCGUAAAUUUUCCGAGGGCCUGGAGUAUGCCGAUUCCUUUAAUACCAAUCCAAAUAAAUUGCUGUUGACCAAUUUCGAUGCGUCGGCCAUGUGGGUAAAGGAUGUGAUGAGUCUAAAGACCGCCCUGAAUGUAAAUCCCCUGUACCUGCAACACGAACACGAUAAGGCCAUUGAUUAUCGACACUAUGGCAUACCGUUGUCUAGACGUUUUAGGGCUUUAAAGCUUUGGUUUGUCUUCCGCACAUAUGGUCUGACCGGUUUACAGGCCUACAUCAGGAAUCACAUGGCACUGGCGAAGAAAUUUGAAAUGUUGGUGCGCAAAGAUGAUCGCUUUGAGGUGCGAAAUGAUGUCUAUCUGGGAUUGGUAUGCUUCCGCAUGAGGGCUGCUGACACAUACAACCAAGAAUUGUUGGCCCAAAUCAAUCACUCCGGCAAGAUGCACAUGAUUCCCUCCAUGGUCAAUGGCAAAUAUGUGAUACGUUUUUGUGUCACCUAUGAACAUGCCACCGAGAAGGAUAUAGUGGAUGCCUGGACCGAAAUCAAAACAUUUGCCGAGGAUAUUUUACGCGAUGCCACAAUGGAAAUCUCAUCACUGCCACCGACACCGGAAAAAGUCCUAUCCGAACCACAACCGAUCACCGGCAAACCACCAAUCAAAAAGAAGCUCACCCGCACCAAAUCCUUGCGUUUCUCCUUUACACGCAGCAUAUCGCGGGAAAUGUACGAAUCACAGAGCGAACAUCUCAAGGAUGGUUGUACACCGAUACUGGUGGUCGAUAACAAUGCAAUGAUGCAGAGUUUCCUCAAGGCCACGGCGGAAAAUCAACAGAAUAAAUUGAAAGAUAUACAGGAUGUCGAUACCGACGAGGCAAGCAAUUAGAAAAAAAAAUUAAGAGAAACAAAAGAAGAAGAGGAGGAAAGAAGGGAGAUAUCCCAUUUUUAUCCUUCCUUGUUUAGUUGUAAUUGAAUAUGUAUGUAAUUCCUUGUCCCUCCCAAAUAGUAUUAUAUGUAAAUGUAUGUAUUUGUAUUUGUAUUUAUUAUUAUUUUUGUUUUUUUUUUUAAUUUUUAAUCACAAAUUGUAAUAAUUACAACAUGAACAUAUUAUUGUAAUUUGUCGCUGUUAUUUGUAUUGCUCUCAUUUUUUUUUAUUCCUCGCACAUUUUUACAAUUUUUAUUAAUUUUAAAGUUUUAGUGUUAGGUCUACUUUCUUUUUUAGAUUUUUCUUGUGAUUCAAUCACGAACCGAGGCUCGAUUGCAGUUCGAAACACUUGUUUUUCAUUUCUUUAUUUAUUUAUUUUGUAAUUUUAAAACAUUUUUAAUAUAUAUGUUUACACUGUAUGUAUGUAUGUAUUUAGUUUAAUAAUAUUCAUCAUUUGAAUUCGAAUUUUGUUUGUGCAUUUAUUAAAACAAUCGAUAUAUUUAUUUGUAUAAAUGUACUGAACAUACACAAUGACAUCGUAAGUUGUAGUACAAAAAGGGCAGUAAGUCAAAG